Messenger RNA from Racocetra persica, 122 nucleotides. The record is from the annotation of a GenBank genome assembly. Lineage: Eukaryota; Fungi; Glomeromycota; Glomeromycetes; Diversisporales; Gigasporaceae.
AAAAUGAGGAUAAUGAAUUGCCAAAUAAGAAAAUUGCAGAUAGUGAAUUGAAUUCUGAUAAAGAACUUGAUAAAAAUAAGACAAAUAGUGAUUUUGAAGAAAUAAUAAAUAUUAAUGAUUAA